CUGACGUACUCGCAGGCGGCGGGCACCGCGACGAUGAACCCGAGCAUGACAAUGACGGCGGGUGUGGGGACGCCGCUGUACAUGGCGCCGGAGGUGCUGUUGGGCGACAAGUACAACGCCAAGGCAGACGUGUUCAGCUUUGGGGUGCUGAUGUGGGAGGUGGCGACACAGCGUGUGCCUGACUUGAUUGAGCAGGAGAAAGGGAGCAACUUCCGUGGUCCCAUGCUUGCCACUCUGAGCCAGCUGCUGCAGGAAGGGAGGCGCUUGCGGUUCGAAGAUGGCGAUGAGGAGGUGCGUGACUGGUUUGUGCAGCUGACUCUCAAGUGUGUGGGCAACAACCCAUGGGAACGGCCGUCGUUUCAAGAGUUGGAGAUGAAGAUGCAUGUGAACAAGGGAUGAGACGCUGCUUUUGUUUGUGUAUGAUUGCCCAUGCGAGUGGCUGUCUGCUUGCGCCUUGUCAUCUCGCGCUCUAAAUGUACAUGCCAGAAAGAGGGAAAGAUCCCGCUCGCAAGUGCAUCAAACCACAGGUAAUAACAAGACAAGAC
This is a messenger RNA of Salpingoeca rosetta, 545 nucleotides long. RefSeq lists its product as uncharacterized. Gene Ontology annotation, biological process: protein phosphorylation. The record is from RefSeq and is a predicted model, not a curated record. Gene Ontology annotation, molecular function: protein kinase activity; ATP binding. Lineage: Eukaryota; Choanoflagellata; Craspedida; Salpingoecidae. The coding region runs from base 34 to 399 and encodes 121 amino acids. The transcript has 2 exons.